CCUUUUAUUGUAAAGUACAAAAAUAUAGUCAAAAGUUCACAAAACAUAACAUUCUUUAGAUAAAUACAUAAAUUCUGAAUAAAAGAAAUGACCAGAAAAAGGUUCAAAUACAGCCCCUCACUUUGCUUUACAAAACCGUAGGUAAAAGUAAUGUAUGUGGGAUUCUUUUUCUUCCUAUUAAUAUUCUUUUUAUAGUAGUGGUCACUCACAAAGUGGCAGUAAUUUGCCUUUUACAUGACUCCAUGAAAACAUUUACAGCGUAUACAUUUUAGCCAGCAAGUAACAGAUGAACUAAUUUAAUAAAACGAGCAAAUCUGGCAGUGGCACAGCUGAAGUACAUUUUGGAAACCUCUUUUAAAAUGACGCUCAAACAGCUUUCUUAACGUACGGAUCUUAACUGAGUUCCCAGAAGAAGCAGCUGAGUGCUGACCCUGCUGAUGAUAAUUGAUUUGCUUCAGCCAAAUGAUAUAUCCUACAUCACAGUGAGCCUUAAUUGUAGGGUCACUGUGAUAAAUGGCGGCCAAUUGCAGGGUUCACAGACAUUAUGUUUACACUGCAGCGCAGACACGGACAUAUAGUAUAAUAGUUCUUCACUUAAAACAGCAUUGAACAGCAGUUAAUUGAAUAUGUGAUAACUAUAGAUAACAUAUGUUGGGUUAGUGUGGCAGUCAGUGGUGGACAGGUGUCCUUUUUCUCUCCAUCUGUAAGCACACAUGAGAUGUAACAUGUUUCAUGUGCUGAUGACCAUACAUGUGAAAAUCCAGGUGAAAGGUCCCAGAAGGGCUGGCGAUAUGACAAUAUAAAUUUGUCAACCAUCAGCAAAAUUUCCAUACUGUUUUCAGUUCAAUUUUAUUUAUAUAGCGCCAAUUCAUAACAGAAGUUAUCUCACUGCACUUUUCCUAUAGAGCAGGUCUAGACUGUACUCUUUCCAACAUUCUAAUAUUUAAUAUAUUUAUACAGGUGUAUCUCUCCUGUUAAUAUCUCUGGGUGUAUUACUGCAGGUCAUUGUAGCCAGUGCAGCAAAUCAAUGAGCAGGACUGCUUCAUAUGAUUUUUGCAUCAGUGUGACGAAGUAUCUUGCUUUGUCAGGUCGGGUUAGUCAGAAACAGACACUGAAAGUUCAGUUUCCACUUCAAAUGGAGCUUUUAUGUGGAAAGAAAAUUACUGAACACACACAUCCCAGGAAUACACAGGUGACAGUGAACAUCAAUCUAUUGUUAAAAACAUACAAAAUAAUAUUUUAAGAAUCUCAUAUAUAGAAAUGAAUGUAAAUUAAUUGUAUUACUUAUUAGGCUCUAUUAAUAAAGACAGCAGUAGAUCAAGUUUCUCAAAUGACUUUGGAGCAUCUACUGUAUCACUAUAUUUACAUGAAUAUUGCAAUAUAAAUGUACAUGUACCAUGACAGGGAAAGAUACAACUCUAUCAAUAAUCCUGCAUAUUAUCAUGUAUUUAUGAUGUAGCUUUACAGAAGUUUGAAAAAAUGAAGUUUUAAAAACCUGUUUUCCAUGUUGUAUGGCAACUGCGUUCAGACAAUCCAAAAAGUAAAGGUUAAUUCAUUUCCCAUUCCUGGGCCCUGGCUCUGCUGACGUGCUGAGCAGAUGGAGCAGGAGGGCUGAUCUCUGCCUCCAGAGGUCAUUCUCACUACAGUUGCCACUUGUUGCCAAAAGCAGCUCGGGGCUCCGCCAUCCAACACCAAACUCAUUUCAAGUAUUUAUUCCGCCAGCCACCGAGAGCCACAUAUCUGGAUGCUGAUCGCGGAGCGCUGGCAGGACCGAAGGAAGACUCUGACCUGGCCGGAAACAUUUGGGCGCAUCUGACGGAGAGCAGCAUGGUUGAUAACACAAGCAUAGCGACUACAUCUGCUUUGCAAGGCUCUUUCCCGUCCGGCAGCCUUCACCUCCAGGCUCCCUCCGCCUCCUCCCACAGCCCGUUCCCCGGCGCCCAGUCCCACCAGCCCGGCAGCGGCGGCAUGAAGCUAGAGGCGGUCAUGGAGAACCUGCAGCGGCAACAGGCAGCUCGGCUGGCCCUGGAGGAGAAGCUCCGGCAGGCGGAGACAGAGAAAGACCUCCGCUCCAUGGUGGAGUCCCAGAUACACCAACAGGCUCUGGCUUUCCGCCACUACCAGGCGGCGAUGCGAGGCGCCCUGGCCGCCGGAGUUGCCAACUCGUCCUCCGGUGUGACGCUCCCACACAUGGAGGCCCGCAGAGCCGACGAGGACGGGAGCUCGUCCAGACCGAGCAGCGACGAUAAGGAGCGGGACGAGGAGGGAGAUGACAUGACCGACCAGGAGAUCGUGGGUGAGGAGGAGGAGGGUGAAGACGAUGCCGGGCUGAACCACUACCAGCACCUACACUCCUCGCUCCAGGGAGCGUGUCUGCCUCCGAAGAGCGCCCCGACGCAUCUCAUGGCUAGAGCCCCGGCGUCGUUCGCCCCGGCCCACCGCGGAGAGUCUCCAUCGGCGCACCCGCAGUCCCAGCACCACGAGUGGACCUACGAGGAGCAGUUCAAACAGUCAGACAGAGGCAGCGGGCUGGCACAGAGGAAGCUGGGAAAUUCAAGUGGCGGUGGAAGUUCAGAGCCUCUGAUUCAAGAGUUGUAUGAAUUGGAUGAUGAUGAAAAGCGCAAAGAGUUUCUUGAUGACCUUUUCAGUUUCAUGCAGAAACGGGGGACUCCAGUGAAUCGGAUUCCUAUCAUGGCCAAGCAGGUGUUGGAUCUCUACAUGCUCUACAAGCUCGUCACAGAAAAAGGCGGCUUAGUGGAAGUCAUCAAUAAGAAAAUAUGGCGUGAGAUCACCAAAGGCCUUAACCUCCCUACCUCCAUUACCAGUGCAGCUUUCACUCUCCGGACACAGUAUAUGAAGUACCUCUAUCCAUAUGAAUGUGAAAAGCGGGGACUGAGCUCCCCCGGUGAGCUUCAGGCAGCUAUCGACAGCAACCGGCGGGAAGGCCGUCGGCAGAGCUACGGCUCCGCCAUCUUCAACUACUCUCCUGUGGGCACCCCCUCCCUCCUGUCCUCACCAAAGAUACAGAUAUCCCACCUAUCUAUGCCCACUCACAACAGUGGCCAUAUCUCCCAGGUGCCUGUGAUCAAGAAAGAGGAGCCCGUAAUGGCAGGCUGCCUGCCCAGCCGCGUGGCCCUCCCUAUGUCACCCAGCGGCCAUCGCGCAGCGGCCGCGGCCGCCCAGGCAGCGGCCGCUGUCCAGGCGGCAGCCCUGGAGCAGCUCAGAGAGAAGCUGGAGAGCGGUGAACCGCCAGAGAAGAAAAUGGUGAUGGUGGCAGAGGAGCAGCAGAGGAUCAUGCAGCACGCCCUGCAGCAGAACCUGCUGGCGAUGGCCACCCAGCUGCCCCUCAACAUCAAACUCAACAACAGAGAUGAUAGACAAGAGACCGCAUUGAACCUGUCUACCAACGGCAUUAGCAGCAUCAACAUGUCAAUAGAAAUAAAUGGAGUUGUCUACACAGGCGUCCUGUUUGCUCGGCAGUCAGCCAUAGCAGCGAUGACGGGACACCGUGGGAGACACAGCAACUGUCAGACUCAGGGAAAGACCAGUCCCACACAGUUCCAGCCUUCCUGCUCCUCCUCUUCCUCAUCCUCUUCCUCACUGCACGGGCACAGACACUCCUCCCCCUGAAUUUCCUGUCCCUCCUCACCUCCUCUUCCCACCCCACCAGGGAGAUCCAUUUUCUUCUCAAAGACACCAAGCAGUUGGAGACGUGAUCAUCAGAUAAACUCCAGUUGUUUUUGAAGGUGGCUUUCUCUCCAUCCGCUCGAUCAGAUUCCUUGUAGGUCAGCUAACAACAGAUUUAAAAGCAGCAAACUAGUAUGUACAGACUAAAUACUUUGGCAAGAGAUCUGCCUGUCCCCCUUAUCCCCUCUCUGAAUUAGCAGUGUGUUUCGAAGGACAUUUAACCUUUGUGUGUUACCAUUGUCUUUCACGUCCUCAAAGACAUCUGUUCAGUGUGGAACAGUUCAAAAGCAUGGUCUCCCAUCAACUUAAGGUGCAACCUGGAUGAAGCCAAACGAAGAUUCCCUCUUGGGCACCGGUUCAAUCAAACGAUGAGGCAGCUGAACUGCUAACCCUCAGCAAGAAAUUACAGUUGUUGAUGAUGUUUGCAGGCUUUCUGACAGACCUCAGAAACUCACUGCUUACAGCUGAUACCAAAGAAGAAAACAAAUCUAUGCUAUUUCAACAUCCAGCAUUUACAGUGAGCUUUAGUGCCAAUGAUCAAACCUGAAGAUUAGCAUGAAUACAAACAGGGAAAGCACAUCCAUAGUGGAAGGCUGUGGAAGGCUGUCUAGAGAAGUUUCAUCAGAGACUUGUGACAACAUCUCUCAACUAUAUCAGGUGUUCCAUUGGACAGCUAGUUAAUAAUGUCUCAACAUGCGGCCAACAAGGCUAGAAAGAGUGAUGUAUGUGUACAUCAAUGCAGUAACAUUAGAAGUUAAAGUGAAGAGUCUAAUAUGUGGAUUUCUUUCAAGUGUACUUUACACAGUAGACUUACCUUGACUUGAUGUGUCUCUUCUCUUAAACACAGUCAGUUUAGUCCACAGAAAAUCAGCAGCUGGUUGUGAGCUAGCUAACUAGCCAGCAGGCCAAGCAAAAAAAGGUUAAAGUUAACGCAUAGCUCUAUCCACUAGUAACAAACAGUUUGUCCCAAUCCCAUAUUGUCUGCUAAUAAUAUACAUAUGUUUAUUAUCAGGAUCGCAUUCACCUGUUAAGGUGCCCCGUGGCAAAAAUGGGCUGUCAGCCAUAUUUUGUUUUAUUGUGCUUAAGUGGUGCACAGUACCAAAAAUUGUAAUUAAUCAAAUUACUCCAAAGUAGUUGCCACAUAGAUAACCUGGGGCCCCUUAGGGUCUUCGGCCCUGGGACAGUUUCCAACUCUGCCCAGUUGGUAAUCUAACCUUGUAUAUUAUACACUAAAAAUGAAUGUUGAUAGCACACAGUAUACAAGAAAUUGAAGAAAAUGAGGAAAUGCACAUACGCACAGUCAAUUAAUCUGAGCUCAGAACACCAUUGGAAAUUUCACCAAAGAUUUAUUACUUGCACCGCCAACCAUUUUUCCACAUCUUUCCAGAUAAUGGAUGUACUUAUUAUAAGAACUUGAUGCCAGACACCAAGAUGGCACCUAUUCAGUCAUAAACUUUACUAAAAAAGGCUCUGGUAAGGUUUUACAAAUUUUACAUUUUCAUGGUUAGAUUUUUUUUUCUUAAUACGUAAUAAUUGACCUUGUUUGCCAAUUGCAGCAUCAUUUCAACAGUUUAACAGACAUCUCUUUUAUAAUGGUGGUCUAUGAGGAAAAUGCUUUUUUGGCCAAGGGGAUUUCUUAAUGCAGUACUGAGGCUGGCCACUGGGACACAUUGACAGCAAGGCUUCUUGCCCCCAACCUAUCUGUUACAUUGUGAUUUGAAUUCUGGGACACAAACGCCACAUUUAAAAAAUCUCUCUUUCACAGAGUUGGUAUGAGUUUAUAAUAUGUAUUUGGGACACAGUUAUUAGCUUUUAGUAUGCUAGCUUGUGUGCGAUUUAGAUGUAUUGUCAACAACUAUGAUAGUUAGCUGACCAGAUCAAUAGCUAAACAGAUCAUUCUUCCCAUGUAUCAGUGGUUAACUAAUCUGUUCCUGGCCACAAACUGCACUAACUAAUGACUAACAUGUCUGGUCACUUCUGUUGAGACAGCCAUGUUGUACAUGUAAAAAAGCAAAGAGCUGUUGUAUAAGGCCACUUGAAGGAGUAUUACAUCACUUAGAAGCCCUUUACUAUGGGAGGCUGCUGAUGACAUUAGGUUUUCCUUUGCUGUGAUCACAAAAUAACUGUCACUUGAUUUUGACAUGAGAUAUGCCUGUUCUCAAGAACACGUUGUUUUGAUCAUAGAAUAAAUUAUUAUUAGUAUUAUAAAACAAGCUUGUUAGUCAAGCUCACAGAAUAUCUAUACAGCGACAGUGACAGGUUAAAGUGAUGUGAUGACAAGCAUUGUUCCGGUUCAAUGCUGUCCUCAUUCAUUAGGAUAAAUAUUGCAGUCAACAUCAUUGCUCCACUGGUUGUGGUCAGAAAUACUUACAAAAUCUCUGCUGAGGCUGAGUGCGGUAGAGCUGCAGCACAUGAGAUUGCAUUGUUCUUUGAAGAACUCUUUUGCAACACACACUGACUAAAGCCAGGACCACUACCAAAAUAUCAGUAAUAUUCGUUAACAUAGUAAGUAAGAAGCACAGAGCUGAUGUGAUGUUGGUGGGGAAAUGUGGUUGGCAGAGCCUUGGGAAGAAAUGAAUCAAGAGAGUCCUCAUAUGACAUUGAAUUCUUAGAGAAUGACCGUGACAGGAAAGAGUAGAGCACUUCAGCCUGUCGUUAGCAGGUGAACAGAAAUAAAGGAGGUGACAGCAAGACAUAGACAGACAUGUAGUCUGUAGGAAACGCUCAUCAGUCUCACAGUCGUUUUAUAUUGGGAAUAGAAUCCAGGUUUCUUUCUUUUAGUAAUGCACUUGUGUCUAACAUCAGAGAGCUUCUCCCUCUUCAUUUCUCUCUUCCUUUCUUUUUUUCAUAAAGAUAUAAAAUAUUUUCGUUAUUGUGAAGGGAAAUGGGAACCAGUGUGAAGAUAUAUUGGUUUUUAUUAAGUCUGUUAAAGCAUUUAAUUGCAGAUUUUAUUUAUUAUGUUUUAUAUUCAAUCCUGCAAACGUUGCAUUCAGCGCCACCAUUUUGUUUGCAAACCCUUUUUAAGAGUCUUGAAUGCAGAUACCUCACCAAUGUACCUGUAUAUAGUCAUAGUAAAGUAUGAAUACAUGAUAUACCUCAUAAAUUUCAUUUAUUUUAUUGUACAGCCACUUGAAAAUCAAUGUUUUACUUCAACAGAUCACUGGAUUUUUUUUUCAUAUUUUGAAUGAUUACACCAAAGAAGGGAAUAUUUUAUUGACACACAUCUACCUCAUUUGUUAUAGACUGUGCCAACAAGCAUGUCCAUGAUCUUAAUUGCCAGUGUAUUCAUGGUGUUUCAUAUCAAUGUGUUUGUGUGAACACAAAAUGCUUUUCAGUCAAAGAAAAAACAAAAGAUCAUACUGGAGAAUUAAGCAACAUGUUCAAAGUGCUUUUUAUGUUGGGUGUUGUGCCAGUGCAACAAAAAAGCCUUUUGUGAGACAAAGUAGGGAUGCUUGUCAAAAUGAAUCCAAUCUGCAUGAAAACAUGAACAUAAAGAGGAAGACAGCACCUUGUAACAAUGGAUGGCAAUCACAGAUUUUAUAUUUUCAGUAGUGGGGCCUGAGGAUGGUGGUGUCAGUCUUAGGGUUGGAGAUUUCUUGCCAUAAAUGAAGUUGAUUUAAAACAUAGAACUGCAGAUAAUUAUCAUUAUCAUAAAAUGUUCUUAACUCUACUCUGAUUUCAUAGACAUAAUGGUAUAAAUAAGCACGUGUGCUUAUGUGGCAAUGUUUUCUGCAAAUUUCUCCUAAAUUUCCUCUUUUGCCAAUAAAGACUUUUAGAUGAGUGAGUUGAAAAGCCAGUAAGUGGACCUGACAUUAUACUGUCACACAUACUGUUUGUAAAGUCAAGAUUAGAGCCCAACAGACGAAUCAAUGGGCCGAUAUCAACUUAUCGUCCAAUAUAUCAUAUCGUCUGAUAAGUAACAAGAAAUGUCAAAGAUGUGUUUGAGGUCAUUUAGAAACGGUGUGUCCAUUACAUAGUUUGUCCACCGGAGACCACUGACAAGUUGAUUUUUACACUGGAACAUGUCCGGCUCACUAUAUACUAUAGUAUUUAGCUACAACAGUUGUGUGCAGGCCACAUAAGUGAAGUUUGCAGAAGGCAUCUUUGUUUCAAAAUAUACGACAGCCUUCAGUAUGCGAACACACAGGUGCCCAUGAGAACACAUUGCCGCAGGUAUUUCUUUCUGGGAAAGGGAACAGAUUUUUGGGAGAAUUCCCAGAAAUACCGGAAUUGCAAUUCCCAGUAACAACACUUUUUCAACACUGUCCCAAAUAUACAACUACCAGCCAGAUUUCCAUCAAAUUUGCUGUGGAUGUUCAUGGUCCCCUGAGGGUGAUUCUGAGAGAUUUUGCUGAUCCCCCGACCUUGACUCUAGCAACACCAUAAGGCCAACAUUUCCAUUUGCACAAAGCAUAUCAACAGGCAUGUUAACAUUAAUUUUACUGAGCACAUUCAUGUUCCCCAGGGGAUGAAUACUUUUGCAAUGACACCAUGACAUUUUAUGUAACGGCACCCUGAGGACAAACAUUUGUAGCCACUACUGAUAAAGCUCUAAGAACUACCUUGUGUGUUUUUUUGGAUUCGCUGUCUUCCUCACUGUGCAGGAUUUUUCAUGCAGAUUGUUCACAGACCUUGAUUUAAAAUGCUAUGACUUGUUCAGUUUCAUGAUGACAGUUUCAGUGUAACACUCCAGGCUGAUUACUGGUGAUAAAGCUAAUAAUAUAUUGUGUGACUGUAUGUAUAGAUGGUGAUGUUGAAAUUGUACAAACACAAUCAUGCAGCAGAGGACAAUCCUCAGCCAAUAAGAUGAGCUGACUCGUCAGCUGCCAGUUGAGCUGUUGAAGGUGGUUGUGCUUUAUAAUUCUCAUGUUUACUUGAAAUGUGUUUUUUAGCAAUCAGACAAUUCUGCAGGUAGAUACAGCAAAGGUCCAAGAAAAUAUUCACUUCCUUAUACACAAACUUGGUUUUGCAUCCCUGAACACUGCAAAAACCUCUAACGGUACGUGUCCACAGGGGUGUUUUUGGACGCAAGAGGUCGUGCCGCUUCCCAGCUUUGGACGCUUGAUGGGAGUGCCACUAGGCUGUGUCACGAUAGAUGAUUGACAGGUGCCUUUUCAAAUGGUUAACUUGUCUAAUACAGACAAAUAUAUCUUUUCAACCCACCGGAAACAGUGGCCCUCCAAACUGAGUACCUCUGCACGUUGUUCCUGUAUGAUGGCAGAGAAGCAUCAUAGAGGAUUGGAUAUCCUGACACAGCAGUUAUCAAUUUCUCUUCCAUGACUACUGACCAACAAAGAAAACAUACAGACUACACCCUCCUACAACCGCGCAAACACUUCCUGGCUGCACCUGAUUGGACGAAUACUUUCACUCUUGGGCUGUCUGCCCCUGGAUUUCAAACCGGGUGAACAUGGCGACUCGUUUGGAAACGUUAUAUUACAAAAAUAGGUCACUGAAAUGUGUUUCUGAAAACAUUUAAGGCGAGAAAUAAGCUAUGCAGUUGCUGCCUGUCUUCAUUUUAGAUCGACAAUGGUUUGUUUGAAAGUUUUUUGGGAGUUUCCAGUCGCACUGGAUGCCCUUGAUUUGCAUAAAGUAGCCUAGACCUCAACUUUAUGCAAAUGAGGAGCGGCCAACAUGACACCCCCUCUAUCGAAAUGCACCACACCGCUACCAGAAUGCAUUGCACAGCUGCUUACAUAGACAACGAAUGGGAAGCGUGGAAAUGAUGGAUCCUGUGGACACGUACCAUAAGAGGAGUUCAGGGUGGGUGGUUGGGUCAACAAAGCAUUUGACACUAUUUGCGCCCUGUCUCUGACAAACAGUCAAGAGUCAUUGGCUUAUUUUAUUUAUUUAUUUUUUUACCAUGACAACGAUCGUUUCUCAACUCUGACCUUUACCAAGGAUUCUUCUUAUGGUUAAAAGCACUAUUACUUGGUAGUACCGUAAUUCUUCCAUAAACUUAACAUUUUUGUCAUUUAUAACGGUUUUGGAAGGCAUUGACAAAAAUGCCCCCCACCAAUAGGGGCAUCAGGGUAAGAAAUAUACUUAUAUGGGUCGUUUUGGAAGACAAUGACAAAGGACCCAUUUUGGAGUGUAGUUUGAAAAAGAAUUUGUGUCUCUGACUAGCUUCUCCAUAGCAACAGCAGCUGACGUCCAGGGGUAUUGUAGUCUUUAGAUCCAUCUGCCAUACCAAACUGUCAACAAAGAAAGUUGACAUAAUUCAAACUGAUGACCAAAACAUCAAUCUGAAGAAUCAUUCAAUUCUCCAGGAGACUCCUGUGUUUCUGUGUUGAGGAACAUUGAGAAAAGAAAACAGGAUAUAAAUACUUCCAGAACUAGCUGCUUCUCCCACUUGAGAACAUGACACAUCUUACCAUUACCAAAUUACCAUUUGUGAUGAUAAAUUAUAUUCAAGAAUAGCCUUGAUGCAAGACCAUCAGAGUAUGUAUCACGGUCUUGGUUCAGAAACUCAAAUUCAAAUUGGGUGGUAGGCAAUCUUCUUUUAAGGUGAAAAAAAGACUACGUCAGGCAGGUGUAAAGUAACAAAAAAACAUGAUUUGUUUCAACAAAGAAAAGAGUCUAUCAUUACUCAAUACAAACAAAAAAUCAGUCAGUGAGUGAGGAAGAAAUCUUUAUUUUAUACGUAUUAUUAUAUGUAUUGACUUUAAUGGAAGAGACCUUUCUUUGUCAGGGUAAAUCAUGUUUUUUGUUCCUUUACAAAUGCCUUAGGUCAUUUUUCCACCUUAAAAGUCGCUAAGGAGAUUGCCUACCACCUAAUGAGUUUGUAUUUUCAACAUUCUCCCCAUAACAAAUUUUACAAAUCUUGGCGACUGAAAUGUCCAUGAGAUGACUAUCGUGAUCGUGAUGCGCAGUAUGAUACCCGUGGAUCAGGGUUCAUUCAGGACAGUGUACAUUUUCUACUUCCAUUAUCCAGGUUCUCUGCGUCAGAUUGUCUCUCUGUAAACGCAACACCGGUAUAGUCUACUCCUCAUGACUAUCUCAUCCUCGGCCCCUCCUCCUGUACUGCACAUACUGCUGAAUGACGCCAAUCACUGGACACUUCAGAUGACUGUGAGGCGGCAGCAUGGAAUCACUGGCAUUCUUCUCACCAAAGAGUUUUUCAAGCUGUGACCACGAUCACUUGAUUUUUAGGUCAUGACCAACAGCAGAGCAGACAAGCAAAGAGAAAUCGACAGCUCUGCAUGCAAAUAAAAAACAAUGGAUUGACUUAUGUAAUCAAAUAACAUGUUGUUUACUUUGUAUUUUAGCUAUGCUAUGAUGGUAGUUUUUAGACACUAAUCGCUUUAUUAGCUGUGUAUGAAGCUUUAAAUGUUUCUUUUAUUUCCCUUUCGUUCAUCUUGGAUCAAUCCAGUGUAUUAUGGGAAUGCUGGAUUGUGGUGCUCAGGGGUUAAAAAUGUACAAAAAAGAGGUGAAAGAGAUUUUCCUGUUUUGCCAUUUGACUUGUAGCGUAUUUAGAAAUAAAAUCAUGCUUUUAAUUUUACUGAAA
Messenger RNA from Siniperca chuatsi (mandarin fish), 11194 nucleotides. RefSeq names its product AT rich interactive domain 3C (BRIGHT-like) (gene arid3c). Gene Ontology annotation, molecular function: DNA binding. Gene Ontology annotation, biological process: regulation of transcription by RNA polymerase II. NCBI's taxonomy places the organism in Eukaryota, Metazoa, Chordata, Actinopteri, Centrarchiformes, Sinipercidae. Bases 1828 to 3630 code for a protein of 600 amino acids. The record is from RefSeq and is a predicted model, not a curated record. Gene Ontology annotation, cellular component: nucleus. The transcript is spliced from 9 exons.